Messenger RNA from Diorhabda carinulata, 1857 nucleotides. RefSeq names its product melatonin receptor type 1B-like. The record is from RefSeq and is a predicted model, not a curated record. Gene Ontology annotation, cellular component: membrane. Gene Ontology annotation, molecular function: G protein-coupled receptor activity. Lineage: Eukaryota; Metazoa; Arthropoda; Insecta; Coleoptera; Chrysomelidae. Gene Ontology annotation, biological process: G protein-coupled receptor signaling pathway. The coding region runs from base 337 to 1473 and encodes 378 amino acids. The transcript is spliced from 3 exons.
AAAUUAUAAUUCAAAAACGAGCUCACUGUAAAUAAAUAUACAUAUCGCAAUAAAAGUAUUUAAUUUCUCAGUGUAGUUUUCCGUUUCUCUAAUGUUCGUAACUUGUUGCGCGCAUGCGAUUUAGUCGAACAACCGCCUAACGUCUAGACCUCUUCAGUAUUAAUCCGUUGCUACGCCAGAGGUAGACACCGGCGUCGGUUUCCAAUUAAACGAAAACAACCCAUUUGCAAUUAGAGUUCAAGAGAUCCCGAGUUAGACGAAUCUAAUACAGGGAUAUGAAAUCUAUUUUGUAUUGAUCACCACUGCCGGUUGUGUGUUUAACAGGCAACUGCGGGUAUGGUUUUACUCAACAUAACCGACGUUUCGGAAUCAGUAUCUCCGGUAACACUAAACGAUCAUUGGUCGCGAUUGGCAAGACUGAUUCUUCUCGCGUCGUUGGCCGCACUGGGCAGUGUCGGAAACGUCUUCAUGAUCAGCGCUGUCAUGAUCGAAGACUACCUCAGAAAAAGAGGUGAGUACAAUAUACGGGGGUCGAGUGAAAAGUCAAACAAAAAUCUAGCGAAUUACGUUUCAGGUAACACCUUUAUCGUUAACGUGGCCUUAGCGGAUCUGCUCGUAUCCGGUUUGGUGGUGCCGGCUUCGGCGAUCGUCAUUUUGGCGGGACUCCGAGACAAUUUGGCGGUGUGCCGCUUCCAAUGGUUCUUGGCGACACUGUGUUUCCUCGUGACCGUUCUGUCGCUAGCCGCGGUCGCCACGGAAAAUUACUACCGCCUGUGUUUCUCCUCGGGGGCGUACGAAAAACUCACCCGAGGGAAAAUCACGGCGAUUUUACUGGUUUUUUGGAUAGUGUGCGCUUGCAUUUCCGGCGUGCAGUUCGUCGGCGACGUGUCCUUCGACUACUGCAGACGGAAAUAUUUGGGUUUGUUACCUUAUCAGGCGACGGUCAGCGUCGUUAUGGUCCUGGUGCCGGUGCUGGUCACGUUAUUUUCUUAUAUCAGAGCCGGAUAUCAAGUUAGAAGAUUCAAGUCCCGGCCGAGUUUCAAAGCUCCGAAUACGUUUACUUGGGACAACAUGUUGAUGCAUUCGAACGUGUACAGUUUCGUGGUGUUCGUAAUAUUCUGGCUUCCGUUCGGGGUGGUACUGGCCGUCGGUACCAAGCGAAAAAUACCGGACAGUAUUUUCUACAACUUGGCUUGGUUGGCUAUAAGCAAAUCGUGCGUCAACAGCAUCCUGUACGGUAUAUCCAACCAGCAUUUCCGCGGCGCCUACGUGAAUUUGUUUCAAUAUUGUUGUUGCAAGACUACGGUGACGUUUUCCAGACGGCAACGACCGGAAGGCGUUAGACCGUCGGGGGACGUGAGGGUCCACAUCAUACCGGGGUACAAUAUGUAUUGCAGUCCUCAGAGGAGCAGGGACAAUCAGAACAAGAGGAUUUCGUCGAGGACUAACGGUAGGGAGGUGUAUGAAUUAUGAUGAGAGGAUAGGGGCGUUUGGAUUUGAAUUUUUUUUUAUCUAAAAAGUCUGACGCGAUUAUAUCGGUAGCUCGAUUUAUUUCGAUGAUUGGAAAUGUCUCGAAAUGUUGGGUGUUUCGUGGUUAUUUUGAAUUUUCGAUAAUCGACUAGUAUGUCCGUUUUUACGGGAAGGAAUUUUGGUUUUAAUAGUGAUUGAGCAAAGGGAUGUAUAGUCCUGAUAUUCUCACACGGAAAAUAAUGUACUAAAAGGGUGAAUUACGGCAAAAAUGCUAGAAAAUAUGGUAUCUAUGAGUUGUAGUUUUGAAAAAUCUACAAUAAACGUUAGUUUUUUCACUUAAACUUUGGUUUUGUCGUCUAACCAUCACCUAACCUCAAAGUUCCUUAG